This is a messenger RNA of Boeremia exigua, 2297 nucleotides long. Its product is annotated as bacterial low temperature requirement A protein-domain-containing protein. The record is from RefSeq and is a predicted model, not a curated record. The transcript is spliced from 6 exons. Lineage: Eukaryota; Fungi; Ascomycota; Dothideomycetes; Pleosporales; Didymellaceae. Bases 142 to 2136 code for a protein of 664 amino acids.
GAUAGCGCCUUGCGGUGAUUUAGAUAAACGACAGGCAUAAGCUGACGAUCUUGUGGCACGCACGGUGGAGUUCCCAUUCUUUCAGUGCAAUAUCCGGGUUCACUUCUACUCCAACCUCAACUGCUGUAGAGUUUAGCAACAAUGGGUUGGAGCUUCCAUGGCAAGAAGAAAGAUGUUGAUGCUGAGAAGCAUCUGAGACGGCUGCACAAGACGACACCAUUUAUCGAGUCACCAUUGGCCGGCGCCGAUCAGGAGAACCUCGUUUUCUCGCAACGACACGAAGCUAGCACCAUUGAGCUCUUCUUUGAUUUGUUCUUCGUGGCAAAUCUUGCGACAUUCACUGCGUAUCACUCCAUCAGCGAUCUUGAUUAUCUGCUUGCAUACAUUGGAUUCUUCGGUAUCUUGUGGGCAACGUGGUUCCAGAUCACACUCCACGAUGUCCGCUUUUCCAGGGAUUCGAUCUAUGAGCGUGUUUGCAAGACUGUUCAGUUCAUCUCUUUCGUCGGACUGGCUCUUGUUGGCUCAUCCUUCAACCCAACAGGUGACAAGACAAAUAACAAAAAUUUUUCGAUCCUAUGCUACGUCUUAGUAAUUAGUAGAGGUCUGCUUGCAGUCCAAUACUCAGUAGUACUAUUCUACACGAAGCGAGCUCACUACUCGAAACUCUAUCUACCUCUAGGUUUGAUGAUUGGAACCUAUGCUAUCGCUACUGCCAUUUUCGGAGGAAUGAUUCCCCUCUAUAGGGCGAAUGUGAAGGCACCUCCGGCACUAUACAUGGUCUGGUACGGCGUUAUGAUCGCUGAAGCUAUCGUGGUGAUUACAAUAUCGUGUUGCUGGCGCAUGCUCAGCUUCAAAAAGACACAUCUGAUGGAGCGCAUGAGUCUACUCACUAUCAUCGUCAUUGGCGAAGGUGCCAUCGGUGUCACCAAGACAGUCGGCAGGAUCAUGGGCAAGGGCGGUCUCAACGUUGAAGGAUGCUUUUCGAUUAUGUGCAUCAUCGUCAUUCUGGUCUUCAUUUGGGCUCUCUACUUCGACAACUUUCCCCACGGCCAUUAUGGAACUAUCCGACAGCAGAUCUGGUCCUUGCUCCACUUCCCAUUCCAACUAGCCGUGGUUGGCGUGGUAGAGGGCGCGCAACAGAUCGUGAUGGCACGCUAUGUCCUUAAAAACGUCACCAAGGGUACCUUGGACCUACACAAGAUAUGUCAUGAAAAUCUAGAUGGAGCCCAGCUGCGGGAUGCACUGAUCGCUUUCAUUGGAUACUUCAAGUUCGACAAAAAGCUUGAGACAUAUGACUACUACAACGACAUUAUGGCCUCGAUCGAGAGCAUUGGCAACGCUACCGGUAUAUGUUCUCAACAGAAUGAGGCUAGCUACCAUAGCAGCGGAAUCUGGCCCGAGGACUUUCAGUAUAUUGACAAUGCCAUUCACAACGGAGUCUACGCAGGCUUGGGUGUCAAGAUACCGAUCGACAAGCUCAAAGCUUUGUACGAGCCCAUUGACAUUGCGGAAAAGAGCUGGUGGUUGACGUACAUGUACUUCUGGGCCUGCUUCUGCGCUCUCAUUCUCUCGCUCAUCAUCUUCCUCUUCCUCAUCCGCCGCCACAAGGUCGACAUUUUCGACGUUGUGUCCGUCAUCAUUCGCUGCCUGGUCCUUGCAGCCGGUGGAGCCGCUCUUUGUGUUCUCAUGAGCAAACAAAGACUCGUCGACCUCCUCAACUCUCCGGCUAUCCUCCCUAUGGCUGUGGUACUCAUGUUCGUCAUCCUGUGCUGCGACAAACUCGCCUCGCUCUGGUGCAAUUGGCGCCUCAUCAAGUCUGGCAAGCCAUACGCACUGGAAUACGACGAGGAGCACCAUCACCACGGAGGCCACGACGAGCAUGGCGAAGUCCACAUGGCAGAAGACGAAGAGCAUGGCAAUAUACACCAUGGCAGGCCGGAGCUGAAGAGCCAUCGCAAGUCGGCGGGUUGGGGAUCGGAUACCAAGGAACUGUCACAAGAGGUCACGGAUUAUAGUCCAGACCGCUACAGAGACAGCACACACGAAGAUGACUCGGCACGGCCGCUGCAAAGCUCCAGUCCGCCGCUGACGCAUCCCAAGAUGGAUUCCAGUGGGUACAUGCCUGUUGCGCAUUGAUGCGACGUGCACGACAUGGAUGGCAUAGAACUGGGGCUCUUCAAUGGUGCAGCUAGGCAGCGAUGACGAUCAAUGGUCAAUACUUUGUUAAUACCUCUACUCCGAUUGUUUACUCUGGCGUUUGUGCCCAUGCGGCCAAAUUGUGCAUUGCUCCGCACCGU